Malurus melanocephalus (red-backed fairy wren) is the source of this 11582-nucleotide messenger RNA. RefSeq names its product bridge-like lipid transfer protein family member 1. Bases 129 to 11339 code for a protein of 3736 amino acids. The record is from RefSeq and is a predicted model, not a curated record. NCBI's taxonomy places the organism in Eukaryota, Metazoa, Chordata, Aves, Passeriformes, Maluridae. The transcript is spliced from 65 exons. Gene Ontology annotation, biological process: synaptic vesicle endocytosis.
GGCCGCGCCUUCACCGUGAGGUGCGGGAGGGCCCCGGCCGCAGCCGCCGCCGCCGGUUCCGGAUCCGCGGGGGAGAAGCCGCGGAGGGCGAUGGCUUCUAUAGGUGCUGAUGCAAAAACAGCUUAGCAAUGGAUCAAAGAAAAAAUGAUAGUUUUGUCCCAAGUAUCACGCAGUUGGAAGACUUCCUGACAGAACAUGACUCCAACGUGGUUUGGCUGUUAGUGGCAACRAUAUUGUCCUGUGGAUGGAUUAUCUACCUAACUUACUAUAAUUCCCGGAACAUUGGACUCAUUUUAACAUUGGUUCUUAACAGAUUGUAUAAACAUGGCUACAUCCAUAUUGGUUCCUUUUCAUUCUCUGUGCUCUCUGGGAAAGUCAUGGUCCGUGAAAUCUAUUUCAUCACAGAGGACAUGUCCAUCAGAAUUCAGGAUGGAUUUAUCAUAUUUCGCUGGUGGAAGAUGUACAACCCUAAGCAGAAGCAGCACGAUCCAAAGGCAGAAACACGACUCUAUAUUAUGGUGAAUGAUUUUGAAUUUCACGUGUACAACCGCUCUGAGCUUUAUGGUCAACUUCAAGAACUGUUUGGCUUGGAUCCCACAAUCAUUCCAGCAAAGAAAGAUGAUGAGAGAGCCCAWGUAAAUGGGAGGCAGAGAACACACGCCAAUCUUGAAAGUGUUAAAGUCAAAACAGAAUCUCAAGACCCUUCCUCUUCAUGGAGAUCACUUAUUCCAGUCAUUAAAGUCAAUGUGAGCACGGGUCGCUUGGCUUUUGGGAAUCAUUAUCAACCACAAACACUUUGCAUUAACUUCGAUGAUGCCUUUUUGACWUACACCACAAAACCACCUUCAAGCCACCUUGAUCAGUUCAUGCACAUCGUGAAGGGAAAAUUGGAAAAUGUUCGAGUCAUGCUGGUUCCAAGUCCAAGAUAUGUUGGUCUUCAAAAUGAUGAACCACCAAGGCUGAUGGGUGAAGGUUUUGUUGUAAUGCAGUCCAAUGAUGUUGAUAUUUAUUACUACAUGGAUGAACCAGGUCUUGUACCRGAGGAGACAGAGGAAAGUAAUGAUGGAGAAGCCAGCAAUGAAGACAGCAAAUUACAGGAUCUGCCACCAUGCUGGGGUUUGGACAUUGUGUGUGGAAAAGGGACAGACUUCAACUAUGGGCCUUGGGCUGAUAGGCAGAGGGAUUGCUUGUGGAAGUUUUUCUUCCCACCAGAUUACCAAGUUAUGAAAGUCUCAGAAAUUGCUCAGCCUGGGAAACCAAGGCAGAUCCUUGCUUUUGAGCUGCGGAUGAACAUCAUUGCAGAUGCCACCAUUGAUUUGCUUUUUACCAAGAACAGGGAAACAAAUGCUGUCCAUGUAAAUGUUGGUGCAGGAUCCUAUUUGGAAAUCAAUAUUCCCAUGACAGUMGGUGAAAAUGGCUAUUCACCCACAAUUAAAGGGCAGCUCCUCCAUGUGGAUGCCACCAGCAGUAUGCAGUACAGGACUCUUUUGGAAGCAGAAAUGCUGGCUUUCCAUAUUAAUGCCAGCUAUCCCCGGAUAUGGAACAUGCCACAGACRUGGCAGUGCGAGCUGGAGGUUUAUAAAGCAACCUAUCAUUUCAUCUUUGCUCAGAAGAGCUUCUUUACAGAUUUGAUCCAAGACUGGGCCAGUGACAGUGCACCUGAUAUUUUUUCAUUUGUUCCAUACAUGUGGAACUUCAAAGUCAUGUUCCAUCAGUUUGAGAUGAUUUGGGCAGCAAAUCAGCACAACUGGAUCGACUGUUCCACCAAACAACAGGAGAAUGUUUAUCUAGCAGCUUGUGGAGAAACCCUGAACAUUGUUUUUUCUCUGCCUUUCACUGACUUUGUUCCAACCACAUGCAAUACUAGAUUCUCCUUAAGGGGAGAAGAUGUUGAUCUUCAUUUGUAUCUACCAGAUUGUCAUCCUAGUAAAUAUUCCCUUUUUAUGCUGGUAAAAGAUUGUCAGCCCAAUAAAAUAAGUCCUGAGUCCUGUAUUUCUGCAGAAUGCCAAAGCAGUCAGAAAACGGGCAAACCCAAGUGGAGGAACAUUACUCAAGAAGAGGCUGGAUGGGUUGAAUGCUGGACAGUCCCGAGUGUUGUGUUUACAAUUGACUACUCCUGGCAYCCAAUUUAUCCUCAGAAGGCAGAUGAGCAGUUAAAACAAUCCUUGUCAGAAAUGGAAGAAACAAUGUUAUCUGUGCUAAGGCCAUCGCAGAAAACAACCGACAGUGUGAUUUCAUCUCCCACAGCUUCCACCCGCCUUCCCCUCGACCCCUCGGAGCUGCCCCCGGAUAAGCUCCACGUGGAGCUGGAACUCUCCCCAGAUUCCCAGAUAACCCUCUAUGGACCCUUGCUCAAAGCCUUUCUCUCCAUAAAGGAAAAUUAUUUUGGGGAAGAUGAUAUGUACACUGAUUUUGAAGAGGUUAUUUCGAGCCCUGUUUUGUCCCUGUCAACAUCCUCAAGCUCUGGCUGGACAGCUGUUGGAGUGGAAAAUGACAGAAGAGAAAAUGAAGGUUCAAUCAGGCCUGUUCACCCUCUUACUUUACGCCCGUGGGAUAUCACUGUGCUUGUUAAUUUGUACAAAGUGCAUGGGAGAUUGCCAGUGCAUUGYAGUCCAGAUGGUCCAGAGUGCCCUACAGCUUUCUUGGAGAGAUUGUGUUUCGAGAUGAAGAAAGGAUUUAGAGAAACAAUGCUUCAGCUUGUACUGUCUCCAGUGAAUUUGUUUCUGAAUGACAAUUAUCAGCGCCCUGCAGUGGAUGAAGUGCUCCGGGAGGGUCACAUCAGCCUGUCGGGCCUGCAGCUCCGUGCUCAYGCCAUGUUUUCUGCAGAAGGGCUGCCCCUGGGCAGUGAUACUUUGGAAUAUGCCUGGCUGAUUGAUGUGCAGGCUGGAAGCCUCACAGCCAAAGUYACAGCACCACAGCUCGCCUGUCUUCUGGAAUGGGGGCAGACCUUCGUGUUCCACGUGGUGUGCCGGGAGUUUGAGCUGGAGAGGCCCAAAUCCGUAAUCCUCUGCCAGCACGGGAUUGAUCGCCGCUUUUGUGACCCAAAGAUGAACUCUGUGCCUGGGCCAUGCCCAACAUCUGAUGACUUAAAAUACACAAUGACACGCUUAGCCAUGGAUGGAGCAGAUCUGUAUGUGGUAGARCAUGGCUGUGCCACCAAUAUCAAGAUGGGUGCCAUACGCAUUGCCAACUGCAACCUCCACAACCAGUCGGUCGGGGAAGGMGUCAGCGCUGCCAUCCAGGACCUUCAGCUCAGACAAUACGUUGAGCAGGUGAACAACUGCAGAACUGGCCUUCAGCCCAUCCUGAGGAGRGCAUAUUGGCUGGAAGCUGGCUCUGUCAACCUGGGCCUCAUCACUGCUGACAUUGCUUUGGCUGCAGAUCAUCCUUCCAAGCACGAAGUGCAGAGGCAUUUUUUGGAAACGCACGAUAACCGGACCAAGAGGUUGUGGUUUUUGUGGCCUGAUGAUAAUUUGAGAAAUAAGAGAAGCAAGAACAAGUGUGGCUGUCUCGGUGGUUGUCGAUUCUUCGGUGGCACCUUAACGGGACUGGAUUUUUUCAAACUUGAGGAACUGACACCUUCAAGCAGCUCUGCUUUCUCAAGCACAAGUGCAGAAUCUGAUAUGUUUUAUGGCCAGUCUUUACUGCAGCCAGGAGAAUGGAUAAUUACCAAGGAGAUUCCUAAAAUUUUAGAUGGUAAAGCAAAUGGUGUCAAAAGAAAAGAUUGGGACUGCAGAUCUACAGGUAUAGAAAUGGAAAGGAAAGCACAACACCUGAGCCUCCAAGUGCCCCUGCGCUCCCACAGCUCCUCAUCCUCUUCRGAGGAAACGAGCAGCUCUAGUGCUGCGCUGCCCUUGCUUGCAGGGGAGAAGGACAGCCCCUCAUCCACUGCUGAGGAUCACUUGGGACAGAAGGAGUUCCUGCCCAGUGCWAAAAGGGAAGAUGGCCAUGGAAGCAUCACUGUGGAGGGUGCAGAGGGCCGUCCUGCAUCCCCUGGCCCCCAGGAGAGGCCUGUGGGCCAAUCUCCCAUGAGAUCCCCCCUGAAAAGACAAUCGUCCGUGUGCUCCACCCGCCUGGGCAGCACCAAGAGCCUGACRGCCGCUUUCUACGGCGACAAGCAGCCGGUGCCCGUGGGAGUGCAGUUCAGCAGCGACGUGUCCCGCAGCGAUGAGAACGUCCUGGACUCUCCAAAGCAGAGGAGGAGCUUUGGCUCUUUCCCCUACACUCCAUCAGCAGAUUCCAACUCGUUCCACCAGUACCGCUCCAUGGAUUCCAGUAUGUCCAUGGCYGACAGCGAGGCGUAUUUUUCAGCUGCAGAAGAGUUUGAGCCAAUAAGCAGUGAUGAAGGGCCAGGAACCUAUCCAGGGAGGAAGAAGAGAAAAAAGCAAGCUCAGAAAGCUGARUACAGUAGGGGGUCCAUUUAUCACAGUGUGGAAGGGCCCUUAACAAGCACAAUCCAUGGAGAAAUUAGUCAAGAUAUGAAAACACUGCCAAUUAAGACUCAUCCUUCCCAGGCUUCAUUUGUUUCAGCUCUGGGAGGAGAUGAUGAGCACGUUGACAACAUGUAUGUCCUGGACUCUGAAAAGGCUGUGGAACGUGAGCAGAUAACUUCCCAGCAGCCUGUCAUGGCRUGUUACCAAAAUUACCUCACACAGUUCCAGGUGAUCAACUGGUCAGUAAAACAUCCAACUAACAAAAGAACUUCAAAAUCCUCAUUACAUCGCCCUUUAGACCUUGACACACCAACUAGUGAAGAAAGUUCAUCAUCUUUUGAGCAGCUCUCUGUCCCAACUUUUAAGAUUGUUAAACAGGGUCUCACAGCCAAUUCAUUACUGGACAGAGGCAUGCAGCUUACAGGAUCAACAUCUAACACACCUUACACUCCUUUGGAUAAGAAAUCUGCAGAGAAUACAGAUGAUGAAACCAUAACAGAGGAAUGGACAUUGGAUCACCCAGUCUUCCAGACACGGACAACGGCAAUAGUGGAAGUAAAAGGAACUGUAGAUGUAGUUCUGACUCCUCUUGUAGCAGAGGCACUGGAUAGGUACAUCGAGGCCAUGGUGCACUGUGCCAGCUCCCGGCACCCCGCAGCCAUCGUGGAUGACCUGCACUGCAAGGUCCUGAGGGAUGCUGUGCAGAACAGCAAGACCAGCUUCUCUGAAAAUUUAUCUUCAAAGCAGGACAUCAGAGGAACAAAAAUAGACACCACCACGACAGGMACAACAAACCAGGGACCAGCACAGACCAAUCUCUCGCUUAAGCAAGAYAAUGUGACAAUUAAAGGCCUUCAGGCCAAUGUGACUGUUCCAAAGGUGAACCUGUGUUUACUACAAGCAUCUGUGGAUGAAUCCCCAGGAGUUUCUUCCAGUAAAACYGUGACUCACGUUUCCUUAGUAGCUUUGUGUUUUGAUAGAAUUGCCACUCAAGUUCGUAUGAACAGGGGUAUAGUUGAGGAGCCUUCGAACAAUGCAGAAACUGGRAGGAAUUCUGUCACGUUUGAUCGUUACAUCCAAACCAGCAAAAUGCAGCCCCAGUCUUCUGGCUCACUGAGAUCCAAUUCUGGAGCAGAAAAAGGCAAAGAAAUUGCUGCUAAAUUGAACAUCCAUCGUGUGCAUGGACAGCUUAGAGGCCUUGAUACAACAGAUAUUGGAACUUGUGCAAUAACAGCCAUUCCUUUUGGGAAAUCAAAAGUUCUUUUUACUUUGGAAGAGUUGGAUGAGUUUACUUUUGUGGAUGAAACCGAUCAACAAGCUGUUCCAGAUGUAGCUCGRAUUGGUCCUAGUCAAGAGAAGUGGGGUUGGAUAAUGUUUGAGUGUGGAAUUGAAAAUUUAACUAUAAAAGGGGGAAGACAGUCUGGGGCAGUGUUGUAUAACACAUUCGGAGUCAUGGGUAAAUCAAGAGACACAGAGAGAGGUGGAUUGCUUGCAUCAAACAACUCUUCAGAUUCCCCAACUGGCAGUGGUUACAACACUGAUGUGUCUGAAGAUAACCUCCCUUGUGACAGAAUAAGUCCCUCUUCAGAUAUUAAUGGAAAUUCAGUUUCAGACGAGCAGGAUGAAGGUGUUGAAUCUGAUGAUCUGAAAAAAGAUAUCCCCUUGAUGCCUCCUCCCCCUGACUCCUGCAGCAUGAAGCUGACAAUCAAAGAAAUUUGGUUUAGUUUUGCAGCCCCUACCAAUGUGCGAUCUCCAGCCCAUAUAUAUUCAAGGCAGCUGAACCUCCUGAGCACUGCAACGCCUGCAGUUGGUGCUUGGCUUGUUCCCAUUGAUCAGGUGAAAUCUUCGUUAAAUAAACUGGAAACGGAAGGAACCCUGCGAAUCUGUGCUGUUAUGGGGUGYAUUAUGACAGAAGCWCUGGAGAAUAAAAGUGUSCACUUCCCUCUGAGAAGCAAGUACAACAGACUUACCAAAGUGGCUCGUUUCUUGCAAGAAAAUCCUUCUUGUUUACUCUGUAAUAUAUUGCACCAUUAYCUUCAUCAAGCCAAUUACUCCAUUAUUGAGGAUGCCACUAUGAGYGAUGGCCUUCCUGCCUUAGUGACCUUAAAGAAAGGUCURGUUGCCUUAGCAAGGCAGUGGAUGAAGUUCAUAGUGGUAACCCCAGCCUUUAAAGGAGUCAGCUUGCACAGACCAGCCCAACCAAUGAAACUGCAGCCAAAUGCCCUCCACGAGCAUGAGGAUGGACUUGGACUGGACAAUGGAGGGGGCCUUCAAAGUGACACCAGUGCUGAUGGAGCAGAGUUUGAAUUCGAUGCAGCUACUGUGAGUGAGCACACGAUGCUCCUGGAAGGAACAGCCAACCGCCCUCCCCCUGCCAGCGCCUCCGGGCCUGUCACUGGUGCUGAGAUCAUGAGGAAGCUGUCCAAGACUCACACUCACAGUGAUUCUGUGCUGAAAAUCAAGGGCAUCCAUCCAUAUCAUUCCUUGAGUUACACCAGCGGAGAUACAGCCACGGAUUCACCAGUGCACGUUGGCCGCUCYGGAAUGGGAGUCAGGGAAAGUCCAAGGAAAGAAAGUCUGCUCAGCUAUCUCACUGGCAGUUUUCCUAGCCUGCACAAUCUUCUGGAAGGGACUCCUCAAAGAAGUUCAUCUGCAGUUAAAAGUAGUUCUUUAACACGAACAGGAAAUACCGUGGCCACAGACAUGUUGUCUGAACACCCUCUGCUGUCAGAGCCCUCCUCUGUGAGUUUCUAUAACUGGAUGUCCAAUGCUGURGGCAACAGGGGAAGUGUCGUGCAGGAAAGUCCAGCCACCAAGUCUGGCCACAACAGCCUUCCAACAGGUGUGGCACCCAAUCUUCCCACUAUCCCCUCUGCUUCAGACUUCAACACAGUUCUGUCCAGUGACCAGAACACCCUGGAUGGCACCCACUCGCAGCACAGCACCAGCCAGGAUGACAUUGCAGGGGUAGAAGAGGGAAACCAGGGCUUUCCUGCUGUCCAGCUGGCAGAUGCACAGGUUGUUUUCAAACCUCUGCUAAGUUACACAGGAAUUCAGUCCCAGGAUGCGAUGCCCCUGUGCUACAGAAUGUACUUUGGAGAGUACCUCUCUUUCUCAGGAACUCUGGACUGCCUCAGGGCAGAUAUUGUUGAUUCAGACACAGCAAAGGAAAGGAAAAGCAAGCGAGCCCGAAGGCAAGGAGCUGUCAAUCUUCCUCCUCUGGAAUUCAAGCCAGCUUUGAUGUUAGAGACUUUCAGCAUUAGUGCCGUGGUGAUGGAGAAAUCCAUGUGCACCCCUCACAACUCCACCAACGCCCUUUCCUUCCAUGACUUGAACAAGCGCUAUUACAACACCUUUCACUGCAAUUUUACCAUUUCCUGCCARUCCAUCAGCCAGCACGUGGACAUGGCCCUGGUGAGGCUGAUCCAUCAGUUCAGCACCAUGAUCGAUGACAUCAAGGCCACUCAGACAGACAUCAAACUGAGCAGGUACACGGCUGGCUCGGCCUCCCCGACCCCCACCUUCAAAACGCGCAAGCACAGAGACUUCCGCUCGUCGGACUUCAGCCGCAGCUCCCGAGGGAGCCUCAACGGGGGCACCAGGGUUAACAACACCAAGAACAAGCGAACCAACAACGAGAACAACAAGAAAGAGUCACGGAAUAAGAAUUCCCUGGGGAGGUCCGAGCGGAGGACUUCCAAAGUGUCCAGGAAAGGCUCCAAAGAUGUGGUUGACCAYGUGGCGAUCCAUAUGGAUGACUCGGACUCCAUUACCGUGUCGGAGCAGAGYGAGCCCUCUGCUGAGUGCUGGCAAAAUAUGUAUAAACUAUUGAACUUCUAUUCACUCAUUUCUGAYCCAACUGGCAUCUUAGAAAAGUCUUCUGAAACUUUUGGGCCMACAGGUGUUCGAAGCCCCACUGAGCCUGCCUGCAGRGUGGUGUUUGAGAAUGAACAGGACAACGGCCGGAAGCGCAGCCUGGUGACCUCGGAGCCACAGCACGUCACCCUCAUCGUCUUUGGCAUAGGGAUGGUGAACAGAACCCACCUGGAGGCUGACAUUGGUGGCCUCACCAUGGAAUCCGAGCUGAAGAGAAUCCAUGGAAGCUUCACUCUGAAAGAAAAAAUGAAAGAUGUGCUCCAUCAAAAGAUGACUGAGACAUGUGCCACUGCUCACAUAGGAGGUGUCAAUAUCGUCCUGCUGGAGGGAAUUACUCCAAAUAUCCAACUGGAGGAUUUUCCUACAUCUCCUACAAGCACAGCCAAACAAGAGUUUCUAACCGUGGUGAAGUGCAGCAUUGCCAAAUCACAGGCCCUGUACAGUGCUCAGAGGGGGCUGAAAACCAACAACGCAGCCGUGGUGAAGGUGGGGGCCAUCAGCAUCAACAUCCCGCAGCACCCGGCCACGCUGCACAGCAUGAUGGUGCGCAGCUCCCACCAGCUCUCCAAGCAGAUCUCCGACCUCAUCCGCCAGCCCUCCACCGCGCCCCAGCCAGCCAAAGAAGAYGUGGCCACUCCUCUGCCCUCUGAGAAAACUCCAACGAGCAUCAAUCAAACGCCGGUUGAAACCAAUGAGUUCCCCCAGCUGCCAGAAGGCUUGGAGAAGAAGCCCAUAGUGCUUAAAUUCAGUGCCAUGAUAGAUGGGAUAGCUAUUGGAGCAGCGCUCUURCCCUCCCUGAAGGCAGAAUACAAGAUGGGAAGAAUGAGGAGCCAUGGAAUGACAGGUGCCCAAACCAGAUUCAAUUUUGAGCUUCCAAACCACAGACUGCGCUUCACUUCAAAAGUUUCUGCCACGGACAUGUCAACCAUUCCUCCUUCAGCCAGUCUCAACCUCCCUCCUGUCACCAUGUCAGGGAAAUAUGUCAUGGAAGAGCACGACACUUACUCUGACCAGAUUUGGAGCAUUGAUGAGCUCCCUGCCAAGCAAGGCUACUAYCUGCAGGGCAACUACCUGCGCUGUGUGGCUGAGGUUGGCUCUUUUGAACAUAAUCUCACAACUGAUCUUCUAAACCAUUUAGUGUUUGUACAGAAAGUGUUUAUGAAGGAAGUAAAUGAGGUCAUACAGAAGGUUUCAGGAGGGGAGCAGCCAAUACCUCUUUGGAAUGAGCACGAUGGCACAACAGAUGGAGAAAAACCAAAAAUUCUUCUUUACUCACUGAGCCUGCAGUUUAAGGGAAUUCAAGUGACAGCUACAACUCCCUCGAUGCGCGCUGUGAGGUUUGAAACGGGAUUGAUAGAACUUGAGCUCUCCAACAGACUGCAAACCAAAGCAAUGCCUGGAAGUAGCAGCUACCUCAAACUGUUUGGAAAAUGCCAGGUGGAUUUGAAUCUGGCUUUGGGACAGAUUGUUAAACAUCAGGUUUAUGAAGAAGCUGGUUCAGACUUUCAUCAAGUUGCCUAUUUCAAGACAAGAAUUGGACUAAGAAAUGCUCUCAGAGAAGAAAUCAGUGGCUCAUCAGACAGGGAAGCUGUGCUCAUUACUUUGAACAGACCCAUUGUUUUUGCCCAGCCCGUGGCCUUUGACAGAGCUGUGCUGUUCUGGCUGAACUACAAGGCGGCGUAUGACAACUGGAAUGAGCAGAGAAUGGCUUUACAUAAAGAUAUUCACAUGGCCACAAAAGAAGUGGUAGAUAUGCUGCCUGGAAUCCAGCAAACCUCUGCACAGGCUUUUGGGACACUGUUCCUUCAGCUGACUGUCAAUGACUUAGGAAUUUGCCUGCCCAUCACAAACACACCCCAGUCUAACCACUCUGCAGAUCUUGACACUGGCUCUGCUUUAGUCCUGACUAUUGAAAGCACACUCAUCACUGCCUGCUCUUCAGAGUCUUUAGUUAGCAAAGGUCAUUUUAAAAACUUCUGUAUCCGCUUUGCUGAUGGCUUUGAGACAAGUUGGGAUGACUGGAAACCAGAAAUACGAGGAGAUCUAGUCAUGAAUGCAUGUGUUGUGCCAGAUGGUACCUAUGAAGUUUGUUCUAGGACAACAGGACAAGCUGCCGCAGAAAGUAGUAGUGCUGGAACCUGGACCCUGAAUGUGUUGUGGAAGAUGUGUGGUAUUGAUGUCCACAUGGAUCCAAACAUUGGGAAAAGACUGAAUGCACUGGGCAACACCCUCACAACGCUGACAGGAGAGGAGGAUAUUGAUGACAUCGCUGACCUCAACUCUGUGAACAUAGCUGACCUCUCAGAUGAGGAUGAAGUUGACACCAUGUCUCCCACUAUACAUGCAAAAUCAGGUGGAGGUUCCUUGGGUGGAGAUGCACGCAAGCUCACAUUUGGGCAGAGGAUUGUAAAUCACCUGCUGGGUUUGAGCCCCCCAACCCACCGAUACUCUGUUCCUGUAGAAUAUCUCUUGGGCUCAGCGAAGCGGGAUUUGCUCCAGUCUAGCAGAGCACAAAUGAAAGCAGGCAGAUCCUGCUCAUGGGGACAUGAAAUUGUUGAUCACCGGCGGCAGGGAUCCUCCAGUAUCCAAACUGGAGAACAGCGAGGAAGGAAAUUUAUGAAACGUUUAGUUGAUAUCAGAGAACUCAAUGAGCAAGCUAAAGUCAUUGAUGACUUAAAAAAAUUAGGAGCAAGUGAAGGGACCAUAAACCAAGAAAUUCAGCGCUAUCAGCAGCUGGAGUCGGUGGCUGUCAACGACAUCCGCAGGGAUGUCCGCAAAAAGCUCCGCAGAUCCAGCAUGAGGGCUGCUUCCUUGAAAGACAAGUGGGGUCUCAGCUACAAACCCAGCUACAGCCGCUCUAAGAGCAUUUCAGCAUCAGGCAGGCCACCUCUGAAGAGAAUGGACAGAACAAGCUCUCGACUGGGAGACAGCGAAGACCUCCCAGAUAUCCGUGUGGAUGCUGCAUCCCCUGGGCCUAGAGUAACCUUCAACAUACAAGAUUCUGUAAGAAUUGCUUUCUCUGCCAUCUAAUUGCAUUCCCUGUGCCAUUUGGUCACAAUAUCAUGAGAUAAUGAUAUCCAGGCAGGCCUGAAUUGUUCUUACAGUUUUGUGUGCCAGUUGCUGUUARUGUUUGCCUCAAAUUUUGGAUUUGYUUUUGGAAGAUUGUCUUGUUUCAUUACAAGACAGAUGUACUUUAGUUUCUUAGCACAGAAAUUAAUUGAACCAUGAGAGAAAAAUAUUUUAACAUGGCUUGAUUUAUUUUUUAGGCUUACA